AUGACCGCCGCCGCCGCUGCGCUCUCUCUCGCACCGCACCCGGUGCCGCCGUCGCACUUCGCGCAGUCAGUACUCAGUACGUCGCUAACCGCACCGAACGUCACAAGUCGCGGUCGAUCGUCGUCAUUACACACCGGUGUUAGUCGUCGUCGUCGUCGUCGUGUUGUUUUGUUGUAGCUUUUAAUACUUUGCGCGCGACCACCCUUCCCCAUCAACACACAUCCCAAUCGAUAAUGCCGUACGCCGCUGCCACGAUAGUUUCGGCGAUAUCGUCCGGAUAGAGAAGGUCCCUGCCAGUCUCUUCCAGUGAUAUUAUACAUAUUGUACAUAGGUAUUGCAUAAAACUAUCGAUAAAUCCUUCGCCGCCGCGUGUGCGUUUGUGUAAAUGUUUGUGAACCGUCAGCGAAACCAGCUCGGUAGCGCAGUCGUAACCAUCAUCGUCGGACGCACUAGGAGGCCCAGAACGAUCCCACCGGGACACUCGUUCUAAGGCUCUGGGAUCGAAAUCGUCUGAUGCUUCUGCCAACAAAUGUUUUAACCGAUGAAAAUUAUGUAACCGAGGAAGAAGACGAUUAUCAGUGGUGGACCGAGGAGGACCUGUGGAAGUUUCCCCCGCCGCCUCCCCGUCCACCGUUCCUGGAGCCCCCUUAUCCGGACGGCCUGACCACUUGCGACCUGUGCACAUGGGCCCUACAACCUCUAGACGGCACUGACAACGGUAUGUUGACAGUUCCCAUUGCCGAGGUGACGUGGCCCAUGAUAUUGGUCUUGGUGUCGUUGCUGUCCGCCGCCAUCGGCGCCCUCUUCAUGGUCGUCUUCCUACACCUAAAACUACGACUUUCCGGACGCACAGCGCCAUCUCGGCCAGAAUGUUUGGUGUCGUUCGAUCCGCCCACGGACCGGGUGCACCAUCAUCACCACCAUCAGCAGUUGCACCACCACCAGCGGCAGAUCGCCCAGAUAGCGGCGGGGGACCACCACCACCUGAACCACUUGAACCACAUGAACCACCUGAACAACCAGCUGAAUAACCGUCGCGCCGGCCCAAUUGUCCGGCGGUCUGGCGGCCCGGACGGCACGUCGUCCAUCAAGCACACCGGACCGGGACGGCCGUCGGGUGGCGGUGGCGUCCGUAACGGCAUCGGCGGUGGCGGUGGUGGCGGCGGGGGAGUCGGUGGGGGCCUCAUCGGAGGCAUGAUCGGCGGGGGUGACGACGGCGGUGUCGGUGGCGGUGGCGUCGGGCAUCAACUGUCCGUGAACCCGGGCGAUUGGUUCCGGUGGUUCCGUCGGAAACGCGGUGCCGUGCUGCCGCCGGACGCCGUGCCGUCCAAUCAGAACGCCGUUCGGGCCAACCAUUACACGGUCGAAGAAGCGGCCGCUGCCAUACCGGUGGUGGUGUACGCGUCCGUCAUCGGUGGAGGCCAGGAUGACGGGCCGCACAACAUGUCACCACCGCCGCUGUCGGCUGCCGACGACGUGCUGUACACCGAGCUGGACCGGGUGCCGACGCCCGCUUACCACAACGCUGGUUACGCGUUCGACCAGCACAGCAGCGCCUACUACUCGGACAUGUACGAACCAAUCGACCCCUAUCACAAUAAUCAUAACCAUCAGCGGCAGAACUCGCUGCCGUCCGACUACGUCUGAUAUUACGCCCGGCACGCGCCGCCCGCGACUCGCCGCCGCCGCCGCAGCCGACGACGACGAUCGCACGCCGCCGCACUGCCGGUCUCGGUGCCAACGGUUUCGCGCGUGUACCGUGAAAUAUUAAAAUAGAACUAGUCGCUGCGCACGUCUAUCGAAAAUGCAGUUUUACGGCCCUGCACCACGACGAUGCACCAAUGCACUAAUGCACUAUACGCAACGAUACGUCAUCGUAACUGCCGAUGAUUUCGUCGCAGAUCGAUCGAUUACGGCAGUCGUUCUAAUAUUAUAAUUUGUGAUAUUAAACAUCGUACCGACAACAGCUGAUAUCGACCCAUUUCAGCCGAUGACGAUUAGAUGACGCACCGUGAUUACCAAAAACUACCACUACACGGCUGUCGAAUAUUUAAUAUUAUCACGUUAGCGAAAAUCACAUCAUGUCGGACGUUUUAAGAUGAUUAUUAUUAUCAUCAUCAUCAUCAUCAUUAUUAUUAUUAUUAUUAUUAUUGUUUAGUGCAAACCUAAAGUUAUUAUUUUUCUUUUUAAUCUUACGUUUAAGUGUAAUUAUAGACUUUUUUUUGCAUAAGUGUUUUAAUUAGUUGUUGAUUGUUUAUAAAUACCUACAUAAUAUUUCCAGUGAUAAUAAUUAAGUGUAUAUACUAUAUAGUACCUAUAUUAUGUAAUAUAUAUAAUAUUAUUAUUGUUUAAUAACGAACACAGUGUAGCGCCCGCGACUUAAAUGCUAAUAACUUAAUGUGUAUAUAAUGAUACGUUUGCGUUCAACUCUCACCGUAACGACGAUCUUUAAUGUAAUAUUACAAUGUAUAUAUAAUAUAAUAUCGUCGUACGCGCAUAAUUAGUCACGAAUGUUAUUUUUUUACGUACAUAUAUUUAUUAAAAAAUAAUAUGUGUAUAGAUUAUGUACAAACAUGAAAUAUGGUUA
Molecule: messenger RNA, 2587 nt
Organism: Acyrthosiphon pisum (pea aphid)
Lineage: Eukaryota; Metazoa; Arthropoda; Insecta; Hemiptera; Aphididae
Exons: 7
Coding region: 514-1647 (377 amino acids)
Source: RefSeq, a predicted model, not a curated record